Molecule: messenger RNA, 936 nt
Organism: Malus domestica (apple)
Lineage: Eukaryota; Viridiplantae; Streptophyta; Magnoliopsida; Rosales; Rosaceae
Source: RefSeq, a predicted model, not a curated record
CGACGGGAGAGAUGAAGAAAAGCGUGGGAAGUGGAAAUCGAACCCGGAGAUGCAUAACAGAAAAGUUUCUGGAAACGCGGUUACAAUUUCCAGUGGCUUCUUCCCCUCCAAACCAGCCGUCACCGAAAUCGCCAAUUUUCAAUGCCAGCAGCAGGCGCAAGAGGGCGGCCGUCGCUGCCGGAGGAGGAGCCUCAGCCUCUGUUGCGGCGGCGAUCAUGGAAUCCCCCAAAAGUAACGCUUUAGCUUCGAUUCCUGAUCUCAAGCACCUCGCCUCCUCUCGUCUCCGCGAUCUCAAGCUCCACGUCGACAGAUCCCACUCUGAGAUCCUCAAGGAUUUUGAUUCCUCUCAAUCUCGCCUCCACAAGCGAUUCAAGAUCCAGAGCCAGGCAUGCCAACAAGUGUUGGAUGAAGCAGAUAAGGAAAACAAGAAGAUGACCCAAAGGAUUACCGAAAGUCGGGAAGCAAUGGCGGCUUCAUAUGCAGAGUUCAUGGCAGAUGCACAGACCACCGCUUCUCGUGCUUGCAAAACAUCAAUCGCUGAGCUUUCGCAGUCCUUUGAGAAACAAAUCGAUGCUCUUCGCAGCCGUUAUGGCAUGUCAACAAAUUAGCAAUCAAUUGUCCUUGCAAUAUGAUCUACUGAAAACCUUAGGCAUGUAUAGUGGUGACGAUAGCAAUCGAGACUCCAACGGAUCUUGAACAAGAACGACUGAUUGGAUCAAAAGGGAUUUGAAACCAUAGCUUGUAGUGGUUUCAUUACUAAACAGAAAACUGCAUUUCAAAGUAUAUUUGUGGUAACAUGAUGAAACAUAAAGUCAUUGGGUUGUGCAUGAGUGGCUGAAUGUUACGCUAGUAAAUAAUUUAGACCAGUGCUUAGCUUUGUGCCUAAUGUGUCUAUUGAGUUAAGCCCUAAAUAAUUAAUUAGUUCACAAAAUUAAA